AUGGCUACUGGCAAAGUUUUUCUGUUCCAAUGGCUACUUCUUCUAGCCUUCUUAUCAGUUCUUGUCUUGGCAAAAUCACACAACCUUCCUGGUUUUCGACAUGUAAGGAGAAACCUCCGAGAAAACGAUACAAUAAUAUCGUCUUCUCUGCAAACAUUUUACUAUAACCAGACACUCGACCAUUUCAACUUCCAACCUCAGAGCUUUGCAACAUUCCAACAGAGGUAUAUGAUCGAUUCUACACACUGGGGAGGAGCCGAUAAGAACGCCCCGAUUUUCGUGUUCCUUGGGCUUGAAGAGUCACUUGAUGAAAGCUUAAAAUUUGUUGGCUUUCUCUCCGAAAAUGCUCCCCGCUUCAAAGCUCUAAUAGUUUACAUAGAGCACCGGUUCUAUGGAAAAUCAGUUCCCUUCGUAACACAAGAAGAAGCACUCAAGAAUGAAACUCUCCGUGGUUACUUCAACUCGGCUCAAGCUCUGGCAGAUUAUGCAGAAGUGUUGGUGUACCUCAAGAAGAAAUUAUCAGCCACAUAUUCUCCCAUCAUCGUGAUUGGAGCAUCAUAUGGAGGAAUGCUGGCUACAUGGUUUAGACUGAAGUAUCCACAUAUUGCUGUGGGUGCCUUGGCAUCAUCGGCUCCACUUCUAUACUUGGAUGAAAUUGUUCCACAAGAUGCAUUCUUUAACACUAUUGCCAACGAUUUCGUGGAAUCUAGUGAAAGUUGCGGUGAAACCAUAAUGGCAUCUUGGGAUGAAAUUCAUAAAUUGGCUUCAAGGCAUGAUGGCCUUUCAAUUUUAAGUCAAAAAUUCAAGACUUGUCAGAAAUUGAACGAUGUGUCUGAACUUUUGACAUACUUAAAGCUAGUUUACUAUCUAGUUGUCACACUUGACACACCACCAACCUAUCCACUUGAUGUGCUAUGUCGUGGCAUUGAUGGGGCGAAGAAUGUAAUUGAUGUUUUGGAUCGGAUAGUAUCUGGCCUCAUUGCCUUGGAAGGAGAAAAAUCUUGUUACGUAAAUAUAACCGAGAUGCAACUUUACUACGAUCAAUUUUCAGGUUCUAAUUGGCAGAUGUGUAGCGAUUGGGUGAUGACGAUUAACUUUGACAAUGAUGCAACAGUCCCUCCACCUCCAUUUAAUUUGGAAAGAUAUGUUAAGCAAUGUGAGAGCUUCUAUGGUGUCCCACCUAGACCUCAUUGGAUGACUACCUAUUUUGGAGGCCAUGACAUGAAACUCGUACUAAAAAGGUUUGGAAGUAACAUCAUAUUCACCAAUGGUUUGAGAGACCCAUGGAGCGGCGGAGGGAUUUUGAAACACAUAUCAGACAGCUUAGUUGCCGUUGUUACCAAGAAUGGAACACAUGCCUUAGAUCUAUUUAAGGCUGAGAAAAGUGAUCCAGAUUGGUUGGUGAAGCAGCGCAACACAUCGCUUAAGAUCAUUAAAGGAUGGAUCAAAAAGUAUUAUGAAGACCUUCGUGAACUAAAUCUAAAAUAAAAAUGAAG
Ipomoea triloba (trilobed morning glory) is the source of this 1496-nucleotide messenger RNA. RefSeq names its product lysosomal Pro-X carboxypeptidase-like. Lineage: Eukaryota; Viridiplantae; Streptophyta; Magnoliopsida; Solanales; Convolvulaceae. Bases 1 to 1488 code for a protein of 495 amino acids. The record is from RefSeq and is a predicted model, not a curated record. The transcript has 9 exons. Gene Ontology annotation, biological process: proteolysis. Gene Ontology annotation, molecular function: dipeptidyl-peptidase activity; serine-type exopeptidase activity.